ACCACCCGCAACCAUGGCCGGCCUCGGCCACCCCGCCGUCUUCGGCCGGGCCACCCACGCCGUGGUGCGGGCGCUGCCCGAGUCCCUCAGCCAGCACGCGCUGAGGCGCACCAAGGGCGAGGAGGUGGAUUUCGCCCGCGCCGAGCGGCAGCACCAGCUCUACGUGGGCGUGCUGGGCAGCAAGCUGGGGCUGCAGGUGGUGGAGCUGCCGGCCGACGAGAGCCUCCCGGACUGCGUGUUCGUGGAGGACGUGACCGUGGUGUGCGAGGAGACCGCCCUCCUUACCCGACCCGGGGCGCCCAGCCGGAGGAAGGAGGUUGACAUGAUGAAAGAAGCAUUAGAAAAACUUCAGCUCAACAUAGUAGAGAUGAAAGAUGAAAAUGCAACCUUAGAUGGUGGAGAUGUCUUAUUCACAGGCAGAGAAUUUUUUGUUGGCCUUUCCAAAAGGACAAAUCAACGAGGUGCUGAAAUCUUGGCUGAUACUUUUAAGGACUAUGCAGUCUCCACAGUCCCUGUGGCUGAUUCUUUGCAUUUGAAGAGUUUCUGCAGCAUGGCUGGGCCUAACCUGAUCGCAAUUGGGUCUAGUGAAUCUGCACAGAAGGCCCUCAAGAUCAUGCAGCAAAUGAGUGACCACCGCUAUGACAAGCUAACUGUGCCUGAUGACAUGGCUGCAAACUGCAUAUAUCUAAACAUCCCCAGCAAAGGGCAUGUCUUGCUGUACCGAACCCCAGAAGAGUAUCCAGAAAGUGCAAAGGUGUAUGAGAAACUGAAAGACCAUCUGCUAAUCCCUGUCAGCACUUCUGAACUGGAAAAGCAUCAUGAAUCAUGUUUGUUUCCUGUGAAAUUCCCCGGCCCUUGGAUUCUUCACAUUUCCUUCUUCUUUUCUUCAAAACUCUGAAAGCCUUUUUCCCAGGUACUUUCUUUUGCCUUUUCUUCCCCAGCCACCUUGACCUUGGGUAAAAUCCAAGUUCUUGCAUUCUGUAUUCCUUUCCACAAGUCACCCUGUCUGUCUGCCAUCGGUCUCUUAUGCCUCCCGGCCACAUCUUUUACCACCACCAGUCCUCCCUCCCCUGGAGGGGCAAACAAGUUCCCCAUCAGAACUGCAACCAAAAUCAGAGUGGCUGUUUUAGGGGAGAAUUAACUACACAGAGGCAGAUCCUGAUGGGGUUUGCCCCAGAGAUCUAAAUUCCAGAAGAAGUAGGGCACCACACCUAGGAAGAUAAAUUCAGCACCAGAUGGUUGCUAAGGGAGUGUAGAUCAAGAAGCUUGGAAACACCCCAUGGCUACAACAUUUUAGAAAGUCUCUAAGUCAUAUGCCAUGAAUUUUUGCCUCAUUACUACACAUAUGAGACCUUGGAAAAAGCCUUUUUUUUUUCCUUCCAUUUAUUUCUGUUUUCCCCUGUCCUGGCUCACCUUACUUCCAUCCUUCUACCCUUGAAAUCAUCAUGGUCUAGCAAAGUCAUUUCUUUCAAGAGAUACCAAGUCUAAAAGUGAUUAUGGGGGGUUAGUGCCAGCCAGAGGGAGCAGGCACCCAUGGACCAAGGAUCAUGUUCAGUAAGUGACUGACUUGGUGCCUGAAACCAACCUCACACAAUGGAUGAUUCUGCUUUCAAAUAUUGGUGAACAUUUAUUGUGGAAUUCAACUAAAAUUUCUUUCUCCUCUAGCCUUCAGAUUACACAAUUUUCAGCUGACACUUACAAAGAACAAUGCCUCAGUGAAGGGAGAGAUCAGGUUUCAGGCCAGGGAAAUGAUACUUUCAAAGGAAUGGCUACUAAUCCAUGCAUGUCACAAACUUCCUAGCCAUUUUCACCUUUUCUGUGUUGCCUGUAACUUGGUUAAGAUUUAAAAUCAGGAAGACUAAAAAAAAUCUUACUUCAGAUCUAGCUCUGAUAUCUCUGUGUUUAUGAUUAAAUAUUCCUUAUGUUGGUGAUCAACAGAAUUAUCUUCACUCAUUUCAUCUUCCCCCUCAGCAGAUGGAGGUGAGAGACCUCUGAGAAAAUCAAGCUACCCUUCCUCAUUGCCUGUCUUUUUUAUGUAUUUGAUGACUUGAUGCAAGAAAUUCCUUCCUAUUGUUUAACUUUCAAAUUCAUAUCACAAGCAGACAUCUAACUAUGUGCAUCCUGUACGAAUGAACCGUAUCUCUGUUACUGUCUUACUACGAAACUUCUCAUCACUGGUGAAUAAUAUAUUUUUACCAGAGAGAAUGAAUGCUAGCAACAUGGCCAAGUUAAUAAAGAAAAAUUGUUCUCAGCAAUUAUGGUUGCCCUUUUGGGUUAAAUCUAACCCUACACUGGCAAAAAAGCUGAAGUUCUUCCUGUGAGAGCUCACCAUCUCAAAAACAACCAAAGGAAAACAACCCAAUCCGCCAGUUGGGGCUAACCGGCAUAUAAUUUCCAAUAGCAUUCCUUCUAUCAUCCCAAAUUAGAGGAGUGUUCUCUAUUAUGUCUAGUCAGUUACAAAUGAAUGCAUUUUUUUUCUCUAUAACAAUUUGUUCUGCUGAAGGCCAUUUUUUCCUUUCCUUUGCUUCUUUUCUGCCUUUCUUUCUUUGCCUUGAGAAUCACUUAGAAUUUCUGUGCCUCUUCUACAUCUUACUCUGUGCUACUGUGUUACCUCCUGGGCUGGCUUCUUUGGACUCCCUGUGUGAUCCAAUGAUGUGAAAAUCUAAUAUACUUGCAGCAUAAUAAUAUUAUUUCUUUGAUAUUCUCAUCAGCAUAGUGUUAUCUUUGAAAAGGAAAGGUACCCAUUACAUAGGUUCCCUUCUUGUCUGUGUGACUUACAAAGAUGGAAAAACUAACAGAAACUGCUUUUGACAUUAUAAAGACAUGAGGAAUUAUAUUUAAGUAAGUAACAAGUGAGUCAGAAUUACUUGGUCAGUAUGACUCAUACUAAUAGAAGAUGCUGUAGAGCAAAUACAUUAUUUAACAUUAUUUCUUCAAUUAUGAUGGAUUACUGUGGAAAUCAGUGGGUAGAGCUCUCCAAUGUGUGUUGAUUGGUCUUUUAAACUACUAUGAACAAAUCACUAAGGCCAUCCCUUCAUCUCUAAGGGAGGAAAAUAGUCUGUAGAUGAGUAAUGUAACUUAUGUAGAGUUGCAUGUUAGUCUGUGAUGAUUUACUCUUCUAACAUUCUACAGAACUCAAACAUGAUUUCAACAUGGAGUUAGACUUGUGCAUUUUAUUUUCCUGCCCAUCAUGUUCCAGCCAGUGUAUGAUUAUCCACUCUGUGUGCCAAAACCAGUAAUGCCUUCCACGGCCUGUUAGUCCAGAGAAGUUCUGCACUGACUUUAGUCUCUUGCUGCCCAAUCCUACAUGUUAUACCAAUCACGAUGGAAUAAAGUGUGAGUUGUA
This is a messenger RNA of Castor canadensis (American beaver), 3346 nucleotides long. NCBI's taxonomy places the organism in Eukaryota, Metazoa, Chordata, Mammalia, Rodentia, Castoridae. The record is from RefSeq and is a predicted model, not a curated record.